GGGGGGGGGGGGGGUAAAGAAGGUACUCACGUUUAUUGAGUAACAUUUAUCAACUAUAGUGUCUUGCAUAUUACAGCUACUAAGAAACUGAGGGGAUUCGAUGUAUAAAGGAAGGUUAUCUCCAAUAGGACCUUUCCAAAGUCUGGAAAUAUAGACUAUUGCCGGCAUUGAUCCUUUCUUCCAGCCAUAUAGUGAUCUUUAACUUGUAGCUUCCCAAAUAAGGGAGUCACUAAACUUUUCUUCACAGUUGCAAAUAGUAUCUAUUUUUCAGGUACUUGGCAAAAAUGAUAUCCUUCCAAAGCCCUUUUUGAUUGUCAAGUUUCCACCAUCAUUUAACAAGGAGACUGGUCUUUUGCUUAAGUAAAUCUUUGAUCCCAAAGCCAGCUUUGCAUUUAAAUUUACAAACUUGAGACCAUUUGACAAGAUAGUAUCAUUUUCUCCCACUCCCCCCGCCAGAAGAAAGCGCCUCCUAUGUUUAUCAAAUCUUUCAAUGAAAGUUUUAGAUAACACAACAUCGACAUAUAAUAAUAGGCAAUACUGGACAUGGAAGUGUUGAGAAGGAUAAGUCUACCACCUGAAGAGGCUGCAUUUCUAAUCCAGGAUUCACACCUCCGACUUCGGGUUAUUAUGAAUUGUGUAUCCUUUUAUAUUAACUUGUGUAUCUUUUUUAGUACGUUAGCUUGUGAUUUACCUGUCAAUAAUAAUGCGAUUCUGUAAAUAAAUGUUCAUCAAAUUCUGCCCAUGAAUUACCUUGUAUUUUGAUUAGAAGCUUGGUAAGUAAAUAAAAGUGAAAUUGAUUCUGGAGGUACGUAAAUUAAGGUGAUUGAUUAUUAUACAUGAAAGGUUGGAUGAAGGGAUGGUGGAUAGAAAGGUGAAAUGGAAAGCUUGCGUUCUUUUUAAGUAUACAGAUAUAUCUGAUAAUUUAUAUUCUUACACAUACUGACCUAGGGUUAUUAUGUUCAGGGAAAUAUAGGUUGAAGAUAUAGCUUUUCAUACCCUACUUGCUCUGCAAGAAUCUGGAAACAUAUGGAUGGGGAAAAUGCACAGAUGCAAAACAAAUCAAUAAAAAACACGAAAUUAUGUACAUUUACUUGCUUGGUUUACAUGGAUAAGAAAAAUACGACAAUACCGAUAAGCACGGUCAAAUCAAAGUCGAACCACAUAAAAGAGUGUAGUUAGGAUUUUACGAUGCCACUAAAAACUCCACUUACACUGCGCGUAGAAAUUCUAAAAAGAGGUCUGCGUGGAUUGUAAAAUCACUUCAUAUUUUUUGAGCUCAAAAAAAUCACUUCAUAUUUUUUCUUCAAUAGUGACAUAAUAUAAUUUCUUUACCACAUUUUAUUUGCUCCAUACCUUUGAACCAAACAAAUGAAACAAAAGGAAACAAAAAAUAUCUGUUUCUGUAAUUUUCCUCUGUUUUUUCUAUAAACCAAACUAUCUCUUCAAACCUAUAUAUCUAGAGGAUCCGGUAGGUUGAUGAGUCCAUCUAGGAAUGGUGUGUGAUCAAUCCUACCCAACACAGAGAGGGCUACUCGAAGAUAUUGGUUUGCUUACAGACCAUGACACGUGGGGACCCGGUGAGCUCCAGCCCAAGCUUGCAAUGCUCUGCUUCCUCUGUUCCCCAUUCACCGCGGGCCCGCGGCGCGGCGCAAAAACCCUCACCCACAGCAGCGGCGACCAAAUCCGCCGAGCAGGCCGGCAAUGCCGUCCGGCGGCAAGCCGCGGAGGUCCGCGUCCGCCAUCGUCGCCGACACGGCGAGCGGGCACCACCUCCUCACGGUCCACGGCUACUCCCGCACCAAGGGCGUUCCCACCGGGGAGUGCGUCAAGUCCCGCCCCUUCGACAUCGGCGGCCACCGCUGGCGCAUCGACUACUACCCCAACGGCGUGCGCGCGGAGGUCGCCGACUACGUGUCCCUCUCCCUGAUGCUCGACGAGGACGAGGGCGUCGCGGCGGCGCCGGCGGUGAAGGCCCAGUACGACAUCCGCCUCGCCGGCGAGGCGGAGGAGGAGGAGGAGGAGGGGGCGGCGCUGGCGUCGGCGUCGGUGGACGACUUCACCCCCGGGAGGGGCUGGGUGUACACGACGUUCGUCUCCAGGGAGGAGCUGGAGGGCUCCGAGCAUCUCAGGAACGACUCCUUCACCGUCCGGUGCGACAUCGUCGUCGUCCGCGACUACCGCGCCGAGGACGCGGCGGCGGGCUUCGUGUCCGUGCCCGCGUGCGACCUGCGGCGGGACCUCGCCGGGCUCCUCGAGACCGAGAAGGGCGCCGACGUGGUGUUCGAGGUCGGCGGCGAGACCGUCGCCGCGCACCGGUGCGUGCUCGCGGCCCGCUCCUCGGUCUUCGCCGCCGAGCUCUUCGGGCCGAUGAAGGAGGGCAAGGAGGACAUGAAGCCGGAGGUGUUCAAGGCUCUGCUCCGCUUCGCAUACACGGGCUUGUUGCCGGAGACGCGCAAGGAGGACCAAGACGUCACCUGCCAGCACCUCCUCGUCGCCGCGGACAGGUACGGCAUGAGGCGGCUGAAGCUGAUCUGCGAGGAGAAGCUCUGCGAGUGCAUAAAUGUGGGCUCGGCGGCCAUCGUCUUGGCGCUGGCCGAGCAGCACCGUUGCGAGGGGCUGAAGAAGGCGUGCUUCGAUUUCCUCGCCGCGCCGGCGAACCUGAGGGCGGUCGUGGCCACCGAAGGCUUCCAGCAUCUGAGCAGGAGCUGCCCUUCACUCAUGGCCGAGGUGAUCACCAUGUCCUUGGGCAUUAGCUGAGUGAUGGAUCAUGGAUGCCGAAGUGUCCUGCCAGGUGAAUAAUUAUUGUUUCGAGACUAAUGUAGGGGAAAUAUGUAUGUAAUCAGGUAGCUGACUUAGUAGACUCUAAUUGAUGAUCGAGAUGCCGAAAAAAUGCCUCAUUUUGCCCCUUUUCUGUCAGUACGUAGUAUCUCUGCAACUGUGAAAAAUAACCAGGAAGUGCAUUUUAAUCAGAGGGCAUGGAAUGCUCUGGUUUUUAGGCAAAUACUAGCAACUUGUGGUUUCA
Triticum urartu is the source of this 3022-nucleotide messenger RNA. The record is from RefSeq and is a predicted model, not a curated record. NCBI's taxonomy places the organism in Eukaryota, Viridiplantae, Streptophyta, Magnoliopsida, Poales, Poaceae.